Messenger RNA from Lates calcarifer (barramundi perch), 933 nucleotides. RefSeq names its product lysophosphatidic acid receptor 4-like. The record is from RefSeq and is a predicted model, not a curated record. The coding region runs from base 1 to 933 and encodes 310 amino acids. The transcript has a single exon. Gene Ontology annotation, biological process: positive regulation of Rho protein signal transduction; phospholipase C-activating G protein-coupled receptor signaling pathway. Gene Ontology annotation, molecular function: G protein-coupled receptor activity. Gene Ontology annotation, cellular component: membrane. Lineage: Eukaryota; Metazoa; Chordata; Actinopteri; Centropomidae.
AUGACUGGGGUACAUGAAAAUGCCUCACUUCUCUGUGGUAAAGACCCUGCCUACUACACAAAUACCAUAGGUAUCGUGGUGGACUGGGUGAUAUUCCUCAUAGGACUACCUGAAGUCUGCCUGGCCUUCUACGCUCUCCUGCGUCUACUCAAGAGGGACAAAGCAGCGCCGAUCUUCGUCAUAAAUCUGCUCCUGUCAGACCUCAUCCAGAUCGGGAUCACGGUUGUCUUUAUCAUUAGCAGGUUUUUUGAUGCCACCUUCCGUCCCUUUGCCAGAGCCCGCUGCAUCGCAAGAUUGUUCGUCCGCUUGGGCCUGACCUCUAGUUUGGGGUUCAUGGUGCUGAUUUCUGCAGAGAGGUAUUUAAUGGUGGCCUGUCCAGUGUGGUAUCACACAAAGAACACUGCAAUGUUAUCCUCUCUCAUUUCACUUUGCAUGUGGGCCCUCUCACUGGCCUACUCCAUUCUGGAUUACUUCUCCGCAUUCUCCUUGUUGGUGUUCUCCAUCAUCUGCCUGCUUCCUGCCCCAUUUCUUGUGGCUUUCUUUACAGCCACAUGGAAAUCCCUCAACAAGAGCAUGGCCAUGAGACAUGACACGAAGCACAAGAGGAGAGUUCUGGGAGUUCUAAGUCUGGUGUUGGGGAUGUACAUAGUUUUGUUUGUCCCCUUCAGUUUCAGGAACCUCUACUACUCUCUCAAAGGUGACAAUGCUGAAGACACAGAAGACUCAGUGAGGGAUUUGUCUGGUGUUUUAACCAGCGCCCUGGUCUACCUUAGCCCUCUGAUAGAUGCUUUAAUCUAUAUUUUUCUUCGAAGAGACAUAAGGGACAUUGUGGAAGCAUUUCCCUGCUGCAAAACACCUCUGAUGAAGCUCAAAGUGUUCCAGGAGAGGCUAACAGACAGUUCCCAGACAGGGACCGCCUUACAGUUAAGUUAA